GACUUUGGUAAGACGAACAAUAACAAUAAGACCCACAAGAAUAAGGAAGACAAGAAGAAGAGGGAAGUGGAUAAGAAGAAGGAAGCCAAAAAGAAGAAGGAAGCUGAGAAGAAGGAAGCUGAGAAGAAGGUAGCCGAUAAGAAGAAGGAAGCCAAGAAGAAGAAAGAAUCCAAAAAGGAGGAAGAGGAGGAACAUGUGGAUCUAGAAGAGGCUAGGGUUAAACAUCUUCUGUUAAAAGUUUUGGCGAACCAACAAAGUAUCCAGGAUGAGCAGAAACAUCAGAGGGCCAAACUAAACCUGUUGUCUAUGACUUUUGAAGGCUAUAUCAUUUCCACUUCUUCAGAAAGCAGACCUGACAAAGGAAGUAAAGAAGAAGAGGGUGAUGAUGAUUAUCUGAAGCGUUUUUAUGGACUUGAAGUAUCGGCAGCCGAGACCAUCAUCAUGAAUACGCUCAAGUCAUGGAAGCCAAAGGGAAUAAACAAGUUCAAUCAAUCUGAAGAGGUGCAAGUUCCUGGAGGUGGAGGUGGCAGUGGAGAAGAGGUGGAAGUCCCUGAUCAGGAGAGGGAUCAAGUAGCUAUUGACUAA
Molecule: messenger RNA, 585 nt
Organism: Eurytemora carolleeae
Lineage: Eukaryota; Metazoa; Arthropoda; Copepoda; Calanoida; Temoridae
Product: coiled-coil domain-containing protein 124 homolog
Exons: 4
Source: RefSeq, a predicted model, not a curated record